Rhodotorula toruloides NP11 is the source of this 1149-nucleotide messenger RNA. RefSeq names its product nicotinamide N-methyltransferase, putative. The coding region runs from base 1 to 1149 and encodes 382 amino acids. Lineage: Eukaryota; Fungi; Basidiomycota; Microbotryomycetes; Sporidiobolales; Sporidiobolaceae. The transcript is spliced from 7 exons. The record is from RefSeq and is a predicted model, not a curated record.
AUGCCUGAUCCCGCCAAGCAAGAUCCGCCCGAGCUAGCACACCACCUGCCACUCCUCCUACGCCACUACUGCGCCCUCUCGCCCUCCUCUCCCAUCCAAAUCCCUUCUCCUCCCUUCCCAUCUCCCCGAACCCUUUCACUCCCCCAAACGCAGCAAUACCUUGUCGAGCACUUCUUGGGACGGACUGAGUCUGACGAGGGAGCGAGGAGCUGGAGGAGGGCGUUUUGGAGGAGGGUUACGAAGGGGAUUGAGGCUGGGUUUGAGGAGAGGAGGAGGGAGGGAGAUGCGGAGCGGGUGGAGGAUGAGGAAGUCCACCCCGACAUCCUCGAAUCCAUGGUCGACUUCCUCUCGACCUCGUCUUCAACUGCCGAAUGCGACGCUCCGGGCGUGUCGACUCGCACAUACUACUGGGGAGACCUGUCUGAACCUCCUGCAAGUUGGCGAAGUAUCAGGUCGAAGGAGGAGGGCAGGAUGAUUAGCGGCGGCACAACUGGCUUGCGAACAUGGCAAGCCUGUAUCGCCCUCUCGAACCAUCUCCUUGCCAACCCCGCCGCGGUCCUCUCCGCAAACCGGAUCCUCGAACUUGGCGCUGGUGUCGGCUUGCUCUCGCUCGUCGCGGCGCGGAUCAAGCAGGAUGCGCUCGCGGAAGGCGGGACGGAGGAGAAGAAGCGUAUCGUGGCGACGGAUGUGGACAAGAAGGUGUUGGAGAUGCUGCGAGGUAACAUUGCGCUGAACUCGCUCGACGACCUCGUCAAGGCAGAGUCGCUCGACUGGGAGCUUGCAUCAGAUCCAGAGACGGGGCAAGACACCUUGCAGGCAUGGAAAGACGCUGUCUUUGACGGAGGAGGUGGCGCAGAGCUGAUUAUCGGCGCCGACAUAGUCUACGAUCCCUCCCUUGCUGGACACCUUGCAGCAACCCUUCAGUGGCUGUUACAACGAGGUAGCGGCGGCAAGGCGCCUGAAGCGUUGAUUGCUGGGACGGUGCGGUCGGAGGAGACGUGGGCGUUGUUCCUUGAGGAGUGCCGAUCCAGCCAACUCGUCGUCGAAGCCGUUCCGCUCCAGACUCUCCCGGACCAAAGCGGUCUCGUCGGCGCAGAAGGAUGGGUAGGCGAGGGCGAAGUGCGCCUGGUGCACAUCGUAGCUGCCUGA